Molecule: messenger RNA, 3040 nt
Organism: Erigeron canadensis
Lineage: Eukaryota; Viridiplantae; Streptophyta; Magnoliopsida; Asterales; Asteraceae
Product: protein STRUBBELIG-RECEPTOR FAMILY 3-like
Exons: 17
Coding region: 125-2599 (824 amino acids)
Biological process (GO): protein phosphorylation
Molecular function (GO): protein kinase activity; ATP binding; protein binding
Source: RefSeq, a predicted model, not a curated record
UCUAUCUCUUUCUCUAUGCAAACUUUCCAUAUUUUCUAAUUUCUAAUUUCUACUUUACCUUCACUUUCCCUCAUUCUUCCUCACCUCUUCAAGGUUAAAUUGGUGUGCAGCUGGAUAUGCAGAAAUGAUAUUAAGAGCAAUGGGUGUUCAUGUUAAUAAUAAUUAUAAUUAUUAUAACAGAUCUAUAUGUAUAUUUUACAACUUGUUGGUGUUCUUCUUCUUAGCAUUUGUGGCUCCUAUUUGUUUUGCUACUAAUCCUUCAGAUGUUAGUGCAAUGAAUAAUCUAUAUGCUGCAUUGGGAUAUCCUCCUCUUCCCGGAUGGACGGCAAGUGCUGGAGACCCAUGUGCCGAGGCUUGGCAAGGUGUUGUAUGUGAUGCUACUAAUACAAACAUCAUAUCCAUAACUGUUCAUGGUGCCAAUUUGGUAGGAGAAUUGGGUGAUACCUUGGGAUCAUUUUCGUCACUCCAAACCAUAGAUUUAAGCAAUAAUGCCAUUGGUGGUAGCAUUCCAGUUGAUCUUCCUACAACUGUGACAACUAUUUUUCUUGCAGAUAACAACUUCACAGGAAGCAUACCAGAUACUCUGUCCUCUCUAACACAAUUAUCAGCCUUGUCUCUAAAUGAUAACAAUUUAUCCGGAGAAAUACCUGAUUCUUUUGAGGGCCUUACAGCAUUGGUCAAUCUAGAUUUAUCCAGUAAUAGUUUAAGUGGAGAGCUACCUUCAUCCUUGGGAAGUUUGUCUUCUCUAACUAGCUUUCAUUUACAGAACAAUCAACUCUCUGGGACCCUGGAUGUUCUACAAGAUCUUCCAUUGCAGGAUCUGAAUGUCGCAAAUAACCUGUUUAAUGGGCCUAUACCUGAUAAGUUACUAAGCAUUCCCAGUUUCAGGAGUGAUGGUAAUUCGUUCAAUACUACUAGUGCAGCCCCAUUAGCUCCACCUGCAUCUCCAAACGCAACUCCACCGGCGGGCUCUGGAACACCAUUUUUUCCGUCACCUAAACAAACACCUGGGAAGCAACCACCCGGUAAACAACCACCACAAGCCAGUGGUCCAACAUCCACACAAGAUUCCAACUCUACUUCCAAAAGUAAAUCAUGGACUGCCAAAAAGAAAGUUUGGGUGUCAAUUGCUUCAGUAUUUGGUUUUAUAGUUGUGGUAUUAGUGUGUCUUCUAUUUGCACCAAAGUGCUUCAACAAAAGAAGACGACAUCCGGGUUUGAUACCGAAGAGGCACGAGAUAGCUCCGUACACCGGUAACAACAGAGACAAUCUUAUAGAUAAUGCCCCUUUUGUUCAACCGACGAAUCAAGUUGAUAAAGUUCCAAAAGUGGCACAAGUUGUGAAGCCAAAGGAGGAGCAGCAUCAAAAGUUUUCACCACCGCCACCACCACCACCACUACGACAACCGAAAAAACCGGGUCCAAGCAUAAAACCACAAAUUAAUCAAGAGAUGAAUGUGCAAAAAUCGACUGCCAUAGCCAAGCAGGAGAGUCAGGAAAUAGACAUGAGUAGAUUUGAUAUAGAUUCAAUGCGACCUCCGCCGCCGCCGCCGCCGCCGCCACCACCACCAGUUCCAGCAUCACAACCAAUCCAUCUACCUUUUGAAAAGGUUAUUGUAGAGCCAAUUGUGCCAGUUAAAGCAGCAAGUGCUUCCACCAUACCUCUUCCGCCUCAAACAUCCGUCAGAUCUUACACAAUUGCAUCUCUUCAGCAGUACACAAACAGUUUUUCUCAAGAUAAUUUUAUUGGUAGGGGAAUGCUGGGGAGUGUUUACAGGGCACAACUUCCGAAUGGAAAGUUUCUUGCUGUCAAGAAGUUGGAGAAAAAGGUUAUCAGUCAACAAAAGGAGGAAGAUUUCAUUGAGCUUGUGAAUGAUCUUGAUAAAAUUCGGCAUGCUAAUGUUGUGGAACUUAUGGGUUACUGUUCAGAGCAUGGUCAGAGGUUAUUAAUAUAUGAAUACUGUAGUUGUGGAUCUCUUCAAGAUGCACUACACUCUGAUGAUGAUUAUAAAAAGAAAAUUUCAUGGAAGGCACGCAUUCGGAUGGCACUUGGAGCUGCUAGAGCCUUAGAGUAUCUACAUGAUUUCUGUGAGCCACCCAUUAUUCACAGAAACUUCAAGUCUGCAAAUGUUCUUCUUGAUGAUGAUCUAUCAGUGCGUGUAUCCGAUUGUGGGUUGGCUCCUUUAAUAUCCAGAGGUUCGGUCAGUCAGUUGUCAGGACACCUGCUAUCGGCCUUCGGUUAUGGUGCACCGGAAUUUGAGUCGGGAGUCUAUACAUAUAUGAGCGACGUGUACAGUUUUGGGGUGGUGAUGUUAGAACUGUUAACAGGCCGGAUGUCCUAUGAUAGUACACGGCAUCGUGGAGAGCAGUUGUUAGCAAGAUGGGCGAUACCUCAACUUCAUGAUAUCGAUGCAUUAUCGAGGAUGGUUGACCCUUCUCUCGAUGGAAAAUACCCCGUCAAAUCAUUAUCAAAUUUUGCAGAUAUCAUAUCACGUUGUGUUCAGGCUGAGCCUGAGUUUAGGCCGCCAAUGUCGGAAGUGGUGCAGGAUCUGAUACAAAUGAUAAGGAGGGAGUCUUCUAAUAGAUCAGAAGGGGAUUAAUUGAUUCAUUGAUAAUAAUAAUAGGAUUAGUUUCUGGUUAGAGGUCAAUGACCAUCAAAGUCGAAGGUGCCAAGGUUCUAAGUCUCUAUGACAUAAGGUCGGAUGCACUUGGCUAGGCCAACACACUUUCUCUUGUACAAAGGGGGACGAGUGACAAUGCCAAAUUUGGUGGUUAUUUUGUUUCAAGAUUGAAGAAAUAUUUAAUUCUCUGGUCUGCCCCAUUCAUAAGGUCAAAAUGGUAAAUUUUCUGACUCCCAUUCUUCAUUUGUAACCGUUGGUGUUGGUUCUUCGUUUCGUUUGUGAUUAUUCAUAUAAAUUUUUUGUUCAACUGCCCUUUGUUUAGGUUCCCUAUCUUCACUACAAUAUAUAAAUCUAAUAUCAAUCUCGUGUAUCUAAUACAGUUACGUAUUAUGAAUUUAUGAUCCUCGGUUCAAGAUCUAA